Messenger RNA from Solanum pennellii, 832 nucleotides. RefSeq names its product auxin-responsive protein SAUR36-like. Bases 190 to 636 code for a protein of 148 amino acids. The transcript has a single exon. Lineage: Eukaryota; Viridiplantae; Streptophyta; Magnoliopsida; Solanales; Solanaceae. Gene Ontology annotation, biological process: response to auxin. The record is from RefSeq and is a predicted model, not a curated record.
UUGAUUUGCUACAACUGACUCUCAUAAAAGCAGCUUUUCACACUUCUAAAAGGAAAAAAAAAACUCAUUCUUCAUUUACAACAUUACAAAAAUCUCUCUAUAAUAACAUAACCAAUUAACAAUUCACGUUUUCAUAGCAAGAACCUAAAUCUUCUUCUAUUUUUUCGUAAUUUUUACAAAUUUUGAGUUAUGAAGAGAUUGCUAGUAAGAGUUUUACUUCAUCGGAGAAGAAAAGGAAGAAUUUUCAGCAGAGCGAUUUCAAACCUCUGUAAAUUGGGACAUUUUCUAAAACAGAGUACAAAUAGACUCUGUUUUGGCAGACCCAAUUCGGGUUACAUCCGGGUCGGGCAAGAACCGAUUGCUUCGAAGCAGGUGAGUGUACCGAAGGGGCAUUUGGCUGUGUAUGUGGGUGAGAAGAAAGAUGACACGUGUAGAAUAAUGGUGCCUGUGAUUUACUUUAAUCAUCCUCUGUUUGCUGAAUUGUUGAAGGAAGCAGAGAUGGUUUAUGGGUAUAAUCAUUCGGGUGGGAUCCAAAUACCCUGUCGGGUAUCCGAAUUUGAGAACGUUAAAUCAAGAAUCGCCGCCAUGGGUGGUGGUGGAAACAGCCGUGGAGAGCGGAGCUGGAAGGGCAAGUAGUGAUUUAGUUUUAUGUUACAUGCUUUGAAACUUGAAAGGAAUUUUAUUUGUACAAAUUUUUGUUUAACUUUUUAGCCCAAUUCUCAAAUGCUCGUAGUUUUUCAAAUUAAGUUAAUAGUCAAAAUCACAUCUGAAUUAUUACGCUUUUUUCGUGAAUUUCACAUUUUAAUUAUAUCUCAUUACUUUUUUCUUUUAA